AUGAGUAAAGAUAUUGAGUUGCCAGUUAGACGUGGGGGUUCUCGUUUGGUAAUACCUGAUGUUGAAGAUUCAAAGAAAGUUGACCCUGUCGUUGGCUAUGCUGAAGAGCCACUUUUAUCACUUUCAGAAGCAUGCAUACCAUUAGCUCUUCUUGUCCAUAAUCUAAUGGCAUAUGUUUCUAUUGCUCUGGAACAUACUCCAAUGGAUCCAGAGCAUGGUCUAACUCGUGAUGAAUCAGCUGCUAUUUGUCUUUACACAAUGGAGUGGAAUGAUGAACAUAGAAGUUUCUAUUCCAUUCUCAAUGAAACACUUAGAAUAGCCGAUCACGAAAACUUAAGACCUUGGUUCAAAUAUUUGAAGCUAUUCCUUACUGAUGUGAUCAAAAUACCAUGUAUAGAUCAACAGACGGUGUGGCGUGGGAUAAGAGCAGAUCUUAGUCUUAAGUUUCCACAAGGAACUCCAGUGAUUUGGUGGGGUUUCUCAUCUUGCACAUCAAUGCUUCCUGUGUUAGAAAAUGAUCUUUAUUUGGGUUAUCAGGGUCCAAGAACUCUUUUCUCUAUCGAUGCCAUUAAUGCUAGAAAUGUCCGAGAUCAUUCAUUUUAUCGCAACGAAGAAGAAAUUUUAUUGUUGCCGGGAACAUACAUGGAAGUACGAUCACAAUUGAAUCCAGCUCCUGAUCUGCAUAUCAUUCACUUGAAACAAAAGAUACCAGACAAGAUGUUACUCGAACCUCCAUUUGAAGGUAGGCUGAAAAUCUAA
This is a messenger RNA of Rotaria sp. Silwood1, 759 nucleotides long. The record is from the annotation of a GenBank genome assembly. NCBI's taxonomy places the organism in Eukaryota, Metazoa, Rotifera, Eurotatoria, Philodinida, Philodinidae.